AUUAAAAGUAAGUUGAUAUCUUUAAUUUGCUAUUAGGCAGUUAGGCAACAUUAAAGUACUUGUGACUCAUUUCAAAAGGAGAAGCUGAAAGAUGGAGCUUAUAAUCACACGUCGCGCAGGUAAUCAUCAUCCUACCAUUUGGGGAGACCAUUUUCUUGCGUAUGUUGAUCUUCCGGGAGCCAAUGAGGGGGAAGAGAAGCAACAUGAAGACCUAAAAGAAGAAGUGAGAAAGAUGCUAGUGAUGGCUCCUUCAAAAUCUUUACAAAAGCUUGAUCUCAUCAACACAAUCCAAUGUCUUGGUGUAGCAUAUCAUUUUGAACGUGAGAUUGAGGAAUCAUUGAGUUAUAUGUACACUCAUUAUGAAGAAUGGAUUGGUGUAGUUGAUGGUCAUGACCUUCAUGCUAUUGCUCUAUGCUUCCGGUUACUUAGGCAACAAGGUUAUUAUGUUUCAUGUGAUGCUUUUAGGAAAUUCACUGAUGAUCAAGGAGAUUUCAAGAAAGAAUUGGUCAACGCCGUGCAUGGAAUGUUGAGCUUAUAUGAGGCAGCACAAUUCAGAGUACAUGGCGAAGAAAUUCUGGAUGAGGCAAUGAAUUUCACCAUCACUCAAUUGAAACUAAUUUUGCUUAACUUGAGCAAUUCCCAGCUUGCACAACAAGUCAAUAACGCACUAAAAUUUCCAAUUAAAGAUGGUAUGGUGAGGGUAGAAACAAGGAAAUACAUAUCAUUUUACCAUGAAAAUGAGGUGUUACUAAACUUUGCCAAAUUGGACUUCAACAUGUUGCAAAGGUUGCAUAAAAAGGAGCUAUGUGAUAUCACAAGAUGGUGGAAAGAAUUGGAAAUAGUGAAAUCAUUACCUUAUGUAAGAGACAGAUUGGCAGAGGCUUACUUUUGGAGUUUAAGUGUCUACUUUGAGCCUCAGUACAGUAUUGCAAGGAAAUUAUUAACAAAAAUUGUAUGCUUCCUUACCAUUAUUGAUGACACAUAUGAUAUCUAUGGGACAUUGGAUGAACUUACUCUACUCACCGAGGCAAUUGAAAGGUGGAACAUUGAUGCUUCAGAACAGUUGCCAUUAUAUAUGAAGAUUGUUUAUCGCAGUCUUUUGGAUGUUUAUAAUGAAUUUGAGAAAGAAUUGGCAAAUGAAAAUAAGUCAUUUCUAAUCAACUAUUCGAUAAUAGAGAUGAAAAAGGUGAUAAGAGCUUACUUUCAAGAGGCAAAAUGGUAUUAUGAGAAGAAAGUACCAACAAUGGAGCAGUAUAUGAAGAAUGGAAUUUCAUCAGGUGCUUUCCUAUUGCUAGCAAAUACUUUUUGGUUUGGCAUAGGAAAAGCAGCAACUACAGAUGCAUUUGAUUGGGUAGCAACUGAACCUCCAAUACUUGUUGCUGGCUCUCUCAUUGGAAGAUUACUCAAUGAUCUUAUAUCACAUGAGGAAGAACAAAAAAGAGGAGAUGUAGCUUCUGCUGUUGAAUGUUAUAUGAAUGAAUAUAGUGUCACGAAGAAAGAAGCAUACAUGAAAAUAAAGAAUAUGAUAGAGAAUUAUUGGAAGGUUUUGAAUGAAGAAUACCUCAAACACACUGGCAUUAUACCAAAGGUUUUGCUCAUGUCGAUAGUUAAUUUUACAAGAGCAGUAGAGUUCUUAUAUAAAGAUGAAGAUGCUUAUACUUUUUCCAAAAAUAACUUGAAAGACGUCAUUUCUGCGAUUAUAAUUGAUCCUAUCAUCUGAAUCGAGAGUUUCAAAAUGGAAGAGGAGGAACAAGAAAAUGAAGAAUCACAUUUCUCUAGAAUAAUGCUUAUAUUUGGAUAAGUUAAUUAAGAAUUGUUCAGUUACUUGUAUUACUAGUAUAAUAAUAAAUAAGUAAAUAAAUAAAUAAAUAUUCCCAUGUUAAAUUUUGCAUUAAUAGACAGGUGCUUGUUUCUACGUUAACAAUAUCCACAUGAAUUAUGUUGUAAACAUCGUAUAACUGUUGUAAGAAAUAAUAAUGGUUGUAUGUAAUG
This is a messenger RNA of Capsicum annuum, 1992 nucleotides long. Its product is annotated as terpene synthase 17. Bases 92 to 1720 code for a protein of 542 amino acids. The record is from RefSeq and is a predicted model, not a curated record. The transcript has 8 exons. Gene Ontology annotation, biological process: diterpenoid biosynthetic process. Lineage: Eukaryota; Viridiplantae; Streptophyta; Magnoliopsida; Solanales; Solanaceae. Gene Ontology annotation, molecular function: magnesium ion binding; terpene synthase activity.